UACGGACUCCUUUAGCCGCCGCCUCUGUCUCGACCCGCCCCGCGACGCACGCAAUACCGGCUCAAGUCUUCUCCUUCGAAGUGCCCUUACGGGGAGCGAGAUGUUGCGGCGGAACACGAGGCUGAGGAGAGAAUAUCUCUACCGCAAGAGCUUGGAGGGGAAGGAACGCGAGUACUACGAGAAGAAGCGGAAGAUCCGAGAAGCCCUCGAAGAGGGGAAGCCCAUCCCGACCGAGCUGAGGAACGAGGAGGCCGCUCUCCGCCAAGAGAUCGACCUCGAAGAUGAAUACACCGCUGUACCAAGAACGCACAUCGACGAUGAGUACGCCACAGCAUCAGAAAAGGAUCCAAGGAUUUUGUUGACAACAUCUCGUAAUCCAAGCCAACCUCUUACUCAGUUUGUCAAAGAACUCAAAAUUGUCUUUCCCAACUCGACAAGAAUGAAUCGUGGUGGUCAGGUGAUCUCGGAAAUUAUUGAAUCUUGUCGUGCACACGAAUUCACGGAUGUUGUUUUGGUGCAUGAACAUCGGGGUCAACCAGAUGGUUUGAUUGUUUGCCAUUUGCCAUUUGGUCCUACUGCAUACUUUGGCUUGCUCAAUGUGGUGACGAGGCAUGAUAUUAAAGAUAAAAAGGCAGUGGGAACAAUGUCUGAGGCUUAUCCGCACCUAAUUCUUGACAAUUUUA
Molecule: messenger RNA, 683 nt
Organism: Musa acuminata subsp. malaccensis (wild Malaysian banana)
Lineage: Eukaryota; Viridiplantae; Streptophyta; Magnoliopsida; Zingiberales; Musaceae
Source: RefSeq, a predicted model, not a curated record